AUGAGUGAAGGCGAGCGGACACCGCACAACAACCGAGUACAAAACGCGAGCUCCCAACUAGCAACGUUGGGCCGUGAAUGGGCAUUCAAUACGUCGGCGAAAGCCCCGAAGACCCUCUUUGAAGGCACUGCAUCAAAGCUUGUUCCUAUCGAUGACGAGACUGAUAAGCCGUUGUUGCCAGAUGGUCGGAAGGAUAUAUGUUGUGACUACGGAGAAUUGACCGACAAUGGCCGAGCCACCUCAACCGAGCUCGGCCGUGAACUUCGCAAGCUCUAUGUGGAGCAGCUGAGAUUCCUGCCCCCGAUGCUGAACAAUAUCAGAAUGAUCUAUCUCCGAAGCACACAGUAUCAGAGGACUUUCGUCUCUUUGCAACAUGUUUUUCGCGGUCUCUAUCCCCCAGACGUCGUUAACCACAGCCUGCAGGACAUGCUGGUAUUCGUUGAGGACCCCAAACAUGAGUCGCUUCUGCCACCCGAGGAUUACAGCGAGAGAUUUGCCGUGUUACUUUGGCAAUUCUCUAGGAGAGCCGCAAUCAAAUGGAACAACUCACCUGAGAUGAAGCAAAUCAAUGCCAAAUUGGGGCCCUGGAUGCCCGAAAUCGUUCCCAUCGGGGUGGAUUCUCAGCCUGUGAAGUUACACGACAUUCAUGAUACGAUUUCUGCCGUGGCAGCGACUUCGGAGCCCGAACAAUUCCUCCCCCCCGAACUUCUCGAUCCUGGCGUGAGGUCUACAAUGGAGAAAAUCUGUGCCGAAGAAGAGUUCGCCGGAUAUGCCCACAAUAAGGAGUUUCGCAGCCUCGGUGUCGGAAGGAUGCUACAAGAAGCUCUUCAACGCAUGCUUGGCGCAAAGCGUCAGGUUCAGCAGACGUUUACUACGGGGCAAAGCACAUCUGGACCCCGGAUGUUUCUUUCCGCGUGUCACGAUUCCGCAAUUGCGGGAGUUCUGGCAUCCCUGGGUGCCAUGAGCGAUUCGGAGUGGCACUGGCCACCGUACGCCGCUCACAUCGCGAUUGAACUUUUCUGCAAGGUUGAAGAAGACGCUAUGCUUGGCAAGAUACAUACUGCGGAGCCUCAAUCCUGGUAUGUCCGCCUCAAGUACCAAGGCAAGCCUGUGGUGCUGCCCUGCGGGGCUGGAAAGGGCUACCACCUGCCCGGGCAUCAAGACAUUUGCAAUUUUCAAGCUCUCAAAGGGGCAAUAGAGGAGUUUGCUCCAGAAGGAUGGCAUGCUCUUGGCCCUUCUGGUUCCCAGUCGAGCAAGAAAUUAUAA
Molecule: messenger RNA, 1266 nt
Organism: Colletotrichum gloeosporioides
Lineage: Eukaryota; Fungi; Ascomycota; Sordariomycetes; Glomerellales; Glomerellaceae
Exons: 6
Coding region: 1-1266 (421 amino acids)
Biological process (GO): dephosphorylation
Molecular function (GO): phosphatase activity
Source: RefSeq, a predicted model, not a curated record